CAUCACAUGCUCCGACCGACCCUGUCAGAAUGGAGGAACCUGCAUGAACGCGUACAUGGUGGGGAAGGAAAAUCGCAGUUAUCAUUGUUACAUCUGCCAUUGUACCGACUCUUUCAUCGGCCAAGACUGCGAGACGUCACUAGCAGACGCCUGCAGUUUUGAUAACCUACAUGUAUGUGAAAAUGAAGGGCUUUGCAUGGAGGAUGAUGUAAAUCCUGGUAACGUCAAGUGUGAAUGCCAGGAUGGGUAUGGCGGACUCUUCUGUGAGGAAUCUAUCCCAAACGCCUGCAUGGUUAAUAACCCUUGCCAAAAUGAAGGGACCUGCAUGGAGGAUGAAGAUAAUCCUGGUUACGUGAAGUGUAUAUGUCCGGAUGGGUGUGGCGGACUUUACUGUGAGGAAGCUAUCCCAUACGCCUGCUUGUUUGAUAACCCUUGUCAAGAUAAAGGGACCUGCAUGGAGAAUGAAGGCAAUCCUGGUAACGUGAAGUGUGUAUGUCCAGAUGGGUCUAGUAGUGGACUGGACUGUGGAGAAUCUACCCCGUGGUAUUUGAAAGCGAACGUAUCAAUAGCCGCUCUUGGUGGUUUUGCAGUAUUCACGUUACUUGUCAUUCUCAUUAUAAGUUGUGCCAAGGUGAGGGAACGGUCUUCUGCAAGGAAUGAGACAAACGUAUCCGAUCUCCUGUUCGCAGUCGGGACAACUAUGGCAGUGCUGGCAAAUUCACGUCAACGGCCAACCCCAUCGGUAAACAACUACCCCGACCCUGGGGCAGUAGCUGGUGAACUCAACGUACCGAAUAGUCCUAUGAGAGGAGUGAAUAGGGACCAAGAAAACAGGGUCCAGGGAAACAGGGUCCAGCGAAACGGGGACCAAGGAAACAAGGACCAGGGAAACGGGGACCAGCAAAACAAGGACCAGGAAAACAGGGAACCAGAUAAACAUGGACCUGGCAAACAGCCCCCUUCCACCUUUACCUGACCAACCAAGACGGAGUUUCCAUGAGUAUGCGAUCAUGUUAGGACGAUUAAUCAGACCAAGAAGGAAUCAUGAGGGGCAGCGCUAGCCCAUCUAAGAUUGGAUAGGGUGCGGGUGUCGUAUCAUAGUUUGUUUACAAAAACAAAAUAGCAUCUCCAAUUAGAAAAAAAUAGGGUACUAAAGUUUUCAAAUUGGCCAAAGGGAUCAUACUCGUCAUACUUCAAAUUUUGCCUACGGAUAUUCGGGAACCUAAUGCAAUUUCGAUAGCCCAUUCAAUUAAAAACGAGACGACAUAUCAAGCAAUCUGAUCGAGGUUUUGUACACCGGAUCACCCUUAAUUUGUUUCCUUCAAGGUAUUAGUGAUCGUGUUGAAAAUUGUGCAACAUGCUAAUGAAAAAAAAGGAGUUAUUGAUUUUCGCAUAAAUUUGGAGGAAGAAGUUUCGAAUGAUGAUGUCACAUUUACUGUAGACCCCUCUUACCCCACCCCAGGCAUAUCUUGUAUUCAUCUCUGUGACCCCUCGACCAUUUUGACCCGUUCAAUCGAUGGCACUGAUAGAUCGGAAUUCAUGUAUAAAUAUUUCAUAUUGCAUUUUUUUGUUUGAUUUGCCUUGAAAUGUCCUUAUCAGCUGCAUUUUGAGACUGUUAUUUUAUUAAUAUCCUAGAAUUAUAAGUUCAGAAAAAUUAUUGGUUUAACAUAUUUAUUUAGCAGUUUUUACUCCGUAUUUCUUUCUUAAAAUGAAAUAUACGAGAGGAUUUAUUAAAUGUAUCUUCAGAAGAGUACAACUUCUUUAAAAAACAAACAUAUAAUGACUGAAUUAUAUGGGUAAUUUGAAGAAUAUCUGUAGUAUUCGUAGAAAUACACAGAUGGUAAGAAUAAAAAAUGCUAGACUAAAGUAGAAACAAUAUUGAUUAUAUCAUUGAAUUUUUGAGACAAUGGCUGUCACUUAGUUUGUGAGUUUGUUUACUAUGGCCGUUAACAAAAGUUUUUUCUGUGGUAUGAGUGUUGUUUAGCCGAAAUUACUUUUCCAUUUUGUCGUUGGCUUUCAUAUAGUCAAAGCCAAAUACUGGGACUCUUUGUUAAUGAACAACAGAUAGGAUGUGUCAUGUACUUAGUGCAGCUUUUCUUCUAAACUGAAUUAUAAAUUUGUUUGCAUUUAAUGUACCUUGCUUCUCUGUAAGUAAAUUUGUAAUAUGUUUGUUUUAAUGCGUUUCAUAGACGUGAUUUCCCUUUUCUGUCAAGAUCUUUAACAAUAUUGCACAUAUAUUUUGUAUACGAAAUAAAAAAUUAAAUGACAGCUGAAUC
Strongylocentrotus purpuratus (purple sea urchin) is the source of this 2276-nucleotide messenger RNA. RefSeq names its product delta-like protein 3. Gene Ontology annotation, cellular component: protein-containing complex; plasma membrane. NCBI's taxonomy places the organism in Eukaryota, Metazoa, Echinodermata, Echinoidea, Camarodonta, Strongylocentrotidae. Gene Ontology annotation, biological process: heterophilic cell-cell adhesion; establishment or maintenance of epithelial cell apical/basal polarity. The record is from RefSeq and is a predicted model, not a curated record. The coding region runs from base 44 to 976 and encodes 310 amino acids. The transcript is spliced from 6 exons.